UUCUAAGAGAAAAGACAAUAAAAUAAAGAUAUAUAAAUAAACAAAUGAGUAUAGGGGAUAUGAAAGAAUAUUCGUGGUGCAGUGUUAUAUAGUGUCAUCUACAUUAUUCUUAGUAAUAAAUAUCUAUUAUUUAUUAGAAACUCUAGAUAUCCUUUCUUCUAUUGUCACGAAAGAUAGAAGAAUAAGAGAUAGGAGGAAGGAGGGGUGAAACGACGGUGUCGCGACAAUUUCUACAGUCACCCUGCACAAUGAUCGUGCGGAGGUGCUGGUCGUUGAUACUACUAUCUACCGGUUUGAUUCUAUACAUAAGAAUUGGUGGUAUCAACGGAGAACGAUGGUCCAGACAAGUAUCAAACAGCGAUUGGAUUCCUUUGGCCAAUCCAAGAAGUUCAUCGAGUCAAAUCAGGCCGAGUAAUAGUGGAAAUGGACCUAUUUCUUCGGGAAGUCCUUCUUUACCGCAUCUUUCAUCACUCUCUUUACCACCGGCACUUCAAGAACAAUAUCAGCAACAACUUUUGCAAUUGCAAAAGACUCAAGAAAAUAUUCAAAAGUUGCUGAUUUUGCAGGAACAACUUAGAACACAACAACAAUUAUUGCAGUCUCAAACAUUUCUACCGAGUGGCUUCAGUAGCCCGGAAAAUGACAAGCGCAUGCUUCAACAAAAUACGAUACCAAAUUUAUCGGGUGUAUCGGGUUUAAGUUCGGACGUGCUGGUACCACCACUACCUUCAUCUGAUGCUCUUCCACCCAUUUAUUCAGCUCAAAACUUCCUAUCCCAAGGACCACAGCGGUUUCAUCAACGAAUAAGGGGUAAUCAAAAUUUAAACGUUAAAUCUGAAGAAUUUGGAAACUCCCAUAAUAGCAAAAGUCAAGUUGACUACAGCGAAGGUCAUGAAGAUGGUUUGAGAGAAGGACAAAGUCUUGAUCAAUUGACUCAAGUAGAGGAUAUUCGUGAUAACGUUAAAGAUUUCGCCGGGAAGCAAGAAAAAUAUCGGCCAAGUGGAAAACAAGUGAAAGGUCAAACAGUACAAGGUAUUUCAGGUAUAUCUGAAAAUGCAGAGAACGAAAACGAGGAGGUUCAACUAGUCUACGUUCCUAUAGAAACGUUAGCUCAACAAAGAGUUCAACCAAAAAGAUUUCGAGGACAAAAGCAAUAUCCUUUCCGUCAGCAACAGCAGCAACAGCAGAAGCAGCAGCAAUAUCGAAUAAACGAUGAAAAUGAGCAAACGACAAGAGAGCCAGAUACUUUCGGUCGAGAUUUUUUGGACCAAUUGAAGUUCGCAAAGGAAGAACGAUCGAAGGAAGUCGCUCGAAUAGAAGAUGUGGAAAAAGCAUUGGAAAGGAAGGCUCAACUUGAGCAAGAAAUUCUACAAAAAGAACAAGAAUUAGCAAAACAGAAAGAAGAGGAAAGAAGGAGAAAAGAACUUGAGAAAAUCGAAGAAAUAACGAAGCAACGAGAACUUGAAAGACUUCGAGAGGUAAGGGAAAAGCAGAGAUUGGAAGAACUUGAGAGACGAAGAAUUGCAGAAGCUCGUGAGAAAGAGGAAAGACGACGGCAAGAGGAAGAAAAGCGUCGGCAAGAAGAAGAAAAACGUCGACAAGAGGAAGAGGCAAGACAAACAGAAAAAGAAAGACUUGCUGCAUUGGAGAGACAAAAACAAUUGGAGAUUCAACGUGCUUUGGAGGAAGAAAGAAAAUUAGAACAACAGAGGCAAGAGGAAGCUAGCACGAUUGCUCCAAACGUCGAUCAAAAUCAGCCGGACACUCAAACGCUUUCUUUGGCACGUAACAAACAAUUACAUCGACAGCAUCUCGAGGAAACGACCCAUAGGAUAAAACACAGAAAUCGCGUUAGACAACAACGUCCAAGAAUCAAUCAGCAGCCACCUACUACGACUCCACCACCGUCCCCCAAUCAACCUCCUCUUUCCGUUUACAUGGGUGGUGAUAGCAUGGCACCGGACAGAGUAAAAAUUGCGGAUGUUUUAAGGAUUCUUAAGGAUGCUAAAACUAUAGCAGUUUUAGAUACGGUUGUACCUAACAUACCUAAAGUUUUUGUAGGACCAACGAAUUUAGAUCCACCGGCUGGUUAUACGAAGUUUGAUCUCCCGUACUUAUCGUCAAUCGAUCAUAAUCGAGUUGAAAGGAAGGUAGAUAAAUUACCAUUUUUCGUAGCGCCGUUAAGCUUCGAUCCACCACCGGGAUAUUCUAAGAUCCCAUUCCCAGCUCCUCAUAUUGGAUCCGUUGUCGUGAAUACGAUCGAUGCUUCAUCUCCCGAACCUGAUACACCAGAAAUUAUUCAUAAUCCUAGCCCGACGCCUCUUAUAGAGCCCAAUUCUUAUAUCGAUGGUACUGGAAGUAAUUUAGGUCGGAUAGAUCCUACCACACUAAGCUACGAACAUUCAACUACAGCUGGUUACACUCAAGAAUUGUCGAGUACACCAAAGUAUGAUACUUCGUAUUCUACGAUAUCAAAUCCUGGUGGUUCUAGAUUCCGAUUUAGGCAAUCGUACGGAGAUAAUAAUCCUCCUUCUGUAAUCGACACUAUUUACCGAGAUGAAUCAUCAAUUCCAACUGGAAAGUCCAAACAAAAGGCAUAUUACAAUGAAGAUUCCAGACCUGUAGCUCCUAAUUUAGCACACGAAACUAGAUUAGGAGGUACCACUGCGACUGCUUAUCAAGAGGAAGCAAUUUAUUCGAGUACACCGAAUUAUCCAGAACACUCAUUGAGAACACUAGAUGAUCCUUUGACGAAAGAACAAGAUUUAGCUGGACAAUUAGCUUUGAUUAACCACGAACUUGCUAAACAAAGAGAUGCCAACAACAACAACAAAAAUUCCUUUGUAGAACACCAAAACACAUAUACGCAAUCAGAACCUCAUCUGAUCAAUUCUUUUCAACCUCUACUUUCUCCGAAUGAUGUUAACGAAGUAAGAGAAUCUGUAGGCCUAACGCAAUAUAAUUUACCUGCUGAAUUACCAAUCUCACCCCAUCUACCUGGCUUGGUAAAUUCUUUGCUAGAGAAGCAGACAACGAUUCCAACCACUACAACGACACAUGUUGUAACAACACCAGCGUAUACAAAGGCUACGACCACAACUACUACAGCCAGACCACCAUCAACUACUUAUAGACCACGUUCACGUCAUAGGAGUAGGAUAGUACCCACACGACCAACUACCACCACAACACCUACAACAUCUAUUACUAGAACGACUGCAGACAGAUCUAGAAGACCUUACAGCAGAACGAGAAGUGGGUCGAGAUACACAACGACUACUGAAUCAUAUAACGAUUCGACUGCUUACGAACCUACCAAAUCUAAGAAUUCUGGAACUACGGAGAAAUAUAACUACGCAGAUCACCAUAAAAGACAAAGAGGACAAAAACACAGGCAUAACGAUAAGAUGGCUUAUCAAUCAGAGGCCUAUGAUCAAAAUUACAACGUUCAAGCUCACCAAGCUGCGACUUACGAGCAUACUGCUCCCGACGAAUCAAUCACUUCCUCAUCGACCGAUCCAUAUUCGCAACCGGGCUCAACCUCGCAUAAUUCUAAUCAACAAGAGUCAAGUAUACCUUUGUCAAACCUAAAUGCUUUCUCUCAAGAGAAUUAUUCAUCAACAAGUAUCAGUUCUACCGAGAAUUAUCCACCACCUCGUGAAACUACAACGAAUUAUAAUACGCCGGUUGCAUCGGAAGAUUAUUCAAAGAGUCAAAAUUAUCCACAAAAUUAUCCGCAAGAAGCAAACUAUCCUAUCGCUUAUGGAAGUCAACUAAAUGACUUGGAUCAAAGUGUUCUUGAGAAAGCUCCGGUCAAUGGAUUUAAUUACCAAGCACAAAACAGCGAGACUCGUAAUCAACCUACUGUUCAGAAAUCUAAAGACUACACCGCUUAUUACGCCGAAAAACUCGACAAUACAGACUUUGGUAUAAGCGGUACUUCGGAAAAUCCGGGAAAUAAAAUUGAUAAAACAACUCAACAAUAUUCUCCAAUUUACGAUGUAGCACCAGUUCAAUCCCAUUCGAAUUAUCCUCUGACCGGUGAUAAUGGUAACUUUGGACAAGUCGAAGAUAGAAAGGUAGAUGAAAGUAGCGUUGUAGCGGAUCCAAAUGAAGAACCGAUAUUCAUCCCUCUUCCACCAGAGAAACAGCAAGUUUAUGAUUUGUUAACACCAUCAACGGAAGAACCAUUAAAUGCUAUGGUAACGCAAACCAGUACAACAACGGAAUCAACUCCAGUUGUAAUACGACAACGUGUUCGCGGUCGUGUUGGUACCCGUACGCAUUCUGAUUCAGUCAUCCAAACUCGUCCAAAAGAGUCGCAAGAUGAGUACGUGCGUUUCAGUGCUGUCAAUCAUCAAGAUUCUCCAAGGUCGUCUAAUGUACAUCGCCACAGAACAAAAUCGAGAUCUCGACCACAAAGUCAAGUCAAAACAAGCGGUUACGAGUAUGUGAAGAUUCAGGCUGGUACGCAAAGACAACGGCCUUUUGUACAGCAAACUACGCCAUCAACAACAAUCGCGAUAAUGACAACGACAACUACGACGACCACGCCGAGGACUACGACAACCACGACUACCGAACAACCAUUAGAAGAAGAUAUUGAUUAUGGCUUUAUAAGACCUCCUAGCUUCCGACCAGUGAAUCCGGUAGACAAUCGAUUCCACGCACCACCUGUUACUUUCAAGCCAAUACUUCCACAAGUAAACAAUUUACCCAUACAGCAGCAGCCUUCUGGCAGUGCUCAAGAGAUUGAAAUAGAAUACGAUCCACCUCCAAGUCAUUCUUUAAAAAAUCGUCCGAAAUAUCACACGACAAAUCGACGACCAUUAAUUAAAUCAACAAUACUGCCUAUUACAACGCCAAUUACAACGACCACAACGGAAAAUAUACCACCGGCAACAUUAAAUCCCGAUAAUUCGGUAUACACGGUAAGACCAAAAUAUAAACCAGAAGAUAUCAAACAGAAUAGAAGUCGCAGCAGAACUCGUCGACCUGGAGGAAGGAAACGCGUAACAACAACUAGCACAACGGAAUCCGGUUUUGAUGCAAAUAACGAAGUACCAUUGGAGGGAAAUUAUCCACGUGUACUUCCAUCACAUCCAGCAGCAAUCAGAGAACAGCAAACUCUUUACGAUGAAAAUUUUGGAAGUCUAUCUCAAUUUGGCGAAACUUAUCAACCGGAUCAAAAUUAUAAACCAGCCACGGAAAAUUAUCCACCACAGGACUUUGUAUUGAACUUUGGAGUGGUAUCUCCCCAAACACAAUUACAACAAGAGGAAUACGAUCAAACUCAACUGGCAAGUAACACUCCUCAAAAGUAUGAUCAUUCAACACAUUCAAAAUCAACGAUAUUGAGCGAUUCACAAGUAAUGCCUGCUGACAUUUACGGAGCCGAAAGUCAAUGGUCUACCAAAUUAUCUCGAACCUCUUUUCAACCAAGCUUUGCAGCUAAUUAUGCUACCGAUGAAUUCAAGGAGGCUCAUACGAAAGAUGGAAAUGUUAAAGAAGUAACUGAUAUUAUUACGGUUCGUCCUGAAAAUUCAGUAACGUACGUGGUUUCCUCGGAAUUAGAGAAUAGCGAUGAAACAAAAUCGAUAAUGAGCGAAGAAGAGUCCAUGAUAAAGGCCACGACGGUAUUUGGACAAAAAAUGAUAGCACGCGAUCAUACAGAAAAUCCAAUGAAACGUCAGCAAAAAGUAAGUUUGAACGAAAAUGUUGAUGAUGAUGAUGAUAAGUGGAGAUCGAAGGAAGAUAAUUUGUCAAGGGAACCUACGGAUAACGAAGACGGUGAGAAAAUACCAAAGAAAACUACGAAUCCUGUUGCAGUCAGAAAGACUAAUAGAAGGAAAAGAGUACGAGUACGAGUUAGGCCAAUCGUCGAUGAUUUCGUAACGGCUGAAUCUCAACAUAUCAACGCUGCUGUUAACAGUCUAACGCACGAUCAAUACAAAUACAAUCCGAUUCGGCAGACAAGGCCUAAUCUAGGUGAAUUUAGUAUUACGAGAUCAACCAAUGACGGUUCGAGACGAUCCGUGUUACAAGAUUUUCUUGAAGAAAUGUUGAAAACUGAUGAAGUUCCAGUAUUGGCAACAUCAACUAGUACGGUAUUACCUUUAAAUGUUUGGCAAACAUCAACACCAAUAACAUCUUCGAUCGAAGAAGAAGAAGAAGAAAAAACAACAAACUACAAAUUUUCACGUAUUACUACCAAUAUACCUACUACAUCGGAAGAAUUGGAAGGAACACGUGACCCUGAAGAAAGUUUAAGAGCUACUACUCAGUAUUACGGUACACGCAUCUAUCCCAAAGAUUCGAUCACGAAGGAUUCCACAGAAAAUAUUCAAUUACCAACAAGUCAAGAAACAGAAACAACUUCCAAUGAUUUCAAUAAUUCCCAAACAACUUUAAAUGAUUUAAACUCUAUCCAUACCGCUUUAGAAACUACACCGAUCACGGACAAGUUAGAAACAACAACAAUAAAACCAAUCGAUACUACAAUAGAGGAUUCUUCUAUUGUUGAUAAUACAAAGACCGAGGAGUCAAGGGACAACGACGAUAUCUCUUAUCUAAAGAAUCACCGUGCUAAAUGGAGCGAGGUGAGAUAUCCAUCAGAUCCUUCAAUAGCCUUAAACCAUUCGCUCUUUUCAACUUGGAAUUACGAUAAAAAUAAGAAAACAGCUGAUUGGAGUAAAAUAUCAACAAAGGAUACAGCGAAUAAAGAAGAAAAAGAUACCGAAAUUAAAAUUCUCUCGGAUUACGUACCAACUGUAUUCGACGAUCUGAAGGGAACCAAAGAAAAUAAUAAGGAGAGGUUCGAUGAGAAAUCAUUGAACAAGGAGAAAAAUAAUAAGGUCGGUACCUCGGAGAAUUCAAGCGAAGACAAUAACGUUAAAACGAAUUCCCCACUGGAAGAUAGUACUAUUAGUGUUAAAAAAGAGAUAAGUCAAGUCGAAGAUCGUUCCACGACGAAAUUGGAGAAAGAAGAAACUCCAACUACGAUCGUUGUUCAAAAUAUUGAUGAUAAUUCAGUUACGUCAGGUUAUCAUUCUAAUCCAACAGUUAUAUUUGAUACCACAAUGCAUGAUAUCCUAUCCAAAGAUGAAUCUAUGGUGACCGUGACACCAACGAGUCUGAUCACGACAACUACAACGACAACGACGACAACAAAACCGACAAUACCAACGACAUCGGAGAUCAGUCAACACAACACAACAGAAACGAUACUUGGUAAAGUGCUGAGAACGUCGACGACAACAAAGGUCUCGCACAUGACCGAGAUUUGCUACAGAGGAAGAUGUGUAAUGACCAAACCAGACCGAGAAAUACGUUUGAGAUGAAAUAAGUCAAAGGAUCAUUGAGAAAUUUAAUUAACUUCAAUGUAGGUUUCUUACUGCGAAGUUCAACAAAUGCAGAAACGUCUUCUUUUACAAUUGAGGGAUGCAUUCGAUGAACAUCGCACAAUUAAUGUUUCAUAUUUAUUUGAAAACCUAGGAAAGAAGCUUGCUUUCGUCGACACCACUUUUCUCGGUUGCCGAAGUGAUAAUCAUAGAAAAGGAAUAUGAUGAAAACAUAAAUAACUACACAUAAAUCCAUAGAAUGUAUAAAAAUCUUAUAAAUGCGAUCAAAUAUCUUACUACUAAUAUAGAUGAAGAAUUUCAUUGCAUCAUACGACGAAUGGUCUGCUCGUAAAAUAGUUAAUUGUGAGCAAUAACACCAAAACGAUAUAAAAAAUAUGAUGUAAAAAUGUAUAAAGGAUUUAGUUAAUUGCAUUCGUCGGAAUCCUGCGAAAUUCCCUAUAUUAAGUGUUUCCAUUAUACAUGUAAGUAUUGUUAAACGGGAUAAGAGUAUACGAAAAAAAAAUAAAAAAAGAAAAGAAGUUGUAGCAACCUUGAACACGAUCAUUCCUACGCACCGUUGUGUGUUGGAAAAUGUAUUUAAUUUAAUUAUUUACUGUCUCCUAUAGUUACGCGUGUAAAUUAAGCGUCAUAAAUAUUUUAAUAAAAUACGAAAAAACA
This is a messenger RNA of Polistes dominula (European paper wasp), 8018 nucleotides long. RefSeq lists its product as uncharacterized. The record is from RefSeq and is a predicted model, not a curated record. NCBI's taxonomy places the organism in Eukaryota, Metazoa, Arthropoda, Insecta, Hymenoptera, Vespidae.